AUGAGUUCAUCUCUGAAGUUUGGUGAAAUACUUAUUUCGCAAUUUGACAAGUAUGAUGUUAAGGAUCAAGUAUGGGAUAAUUGUAUAAUACGGAGCCGUAUAUCUACUGCCAAGUAUAUUAUUCAAGUAGAGUAUGGUCUGGACUAUGAGCUGAUACCUGAUAAGAAGAACAAGCAUAAUCUGCUGUCGUCGCUGUCGCUGUCGCUGUCGCCAGUGUAUCCUAAUGGUUUGUUGACGCAUUCUUGGUUUCGCAAAUAUGUCGAGGUAUUCCCAUUUGCUGUGGUCUAUAUUUGCCAAUUGGACUCGGAAGGGUAUGAAGACGAUGCAAUGAUCAAUAAUCUCAAGAAUUUCAAGUUGAAAUUGGAGGCUAUUGAUUGUAAAUUGAUCCUUGUGGUUGUUACUAGCCGUGGGUUAAGUCACGAGAGACAAGAGACAAUCCGUACAGAACUCAACCUACCUAAAGCUGGAGCAUUGUACCAUUUGAAUGACACUGCUGCUGAUAGUGACGAGGAAUGCCAGAUUUUGGUGCUGGACUUGAUGCCGAAUAUCACCAAAUUGGCCCAAGAUUUCUAUUUCAACAUCGAAUACAAGAUAAAGCAAAGAAGUAAGAAACACUAUACUUUUCCACCACCUAGUAGCGGAAAAGUAGACACCUCCAUUCAAUUAACUCCAAAAUUUCUCGAAACAAGAAACUUGAUCAAGCAGGGGAUAAUCAUGGAGUUUUUGAAUCCUCGAAAUUUAGAGCCAAGUAUUAAGAUACUAGAGAUUGCAUAUCAAGAACUUGUAAACAUUCUAGAUUUGAUAUAUACCGUUGAUAAUAAUUUUCUGGAUCAUGAUAAUUUAAUCAUUGUCCAAUUUAAAACAUUACUUGAUGUGUUGGCUUUUCAUAUUGUCCGUGGCUAUUUUUCAAUUCAAGAACCGAUUAAAGCAUUGAAGAAACACAAGACUCAUAUAGUUAAUGUAGUUGAAGUUUUGAAAAGUGACCAUAAUUGGGUCUCUACGCAAUAUGAAUGGCUCGCUCAGUUGAUGAGAUUGAUUCCAUAUACAAUACUUAGCAAUUUAAACACAACGGCAAUUUUGAAAAUGUUGAAAGAUGGCAGUACAGGUAAUAAGACUGGUGGUAAUGGCUUUGGAAACGUGAGUAAAUUGUUGAGUUAUUUUGGUGGGAUACAUACUCCCGAAUUUGACUUGAUCACCAAUCCAGGUUUAAUUUAUGUCAAGGCUUAUGAAAUGAACAAUGAUCCAAUGAAGAGGAUUGAUUUGUUGGGUAAUGCAAUUGUGUUGUUGGAAAUCAAUUUGCUGAAUGCAAAUAGGAAAAAUCUGAUUUCAGGUAAGGAUAAUUUGUAUUCCUUAAUUUCGUACAUCAACUGGCUUAUUGCUGAAGAGUAUUUCAAAUUAAAAGAGUAUCACAAGGCUUCUGAUUACUUGGAAAUGGCUUAUAGUUCAAUGGGCACUACGAAAUGGUUUAACAUUAGUCAUAUUAUUUUGGAGAAAUUGUUAAUUUGUUAUAUCAAGAUUGAGAAUAAGAGUUUGGAAUUGAAUACCAUACUUAAACUAGGUACAAUGCCAAAAGAUCCAGUUCGAUUGAAUAACUUUAAUCAAAACCUGAGUGAGAAUCUUUUCCAGUUUCAUGAGAAUAAUGAUAUUUUGGAAAUUGAUUUAUUGGAUUCUAAAUUACACGAGGUGUUUGACGUUGAGGUGCUUUUAAUUGACAAGAACUUGAGUCGUCGCAAAGUGACUGUAGCCGAUGAUGUGGUUCUUCAAUUGACUUUGAAAUCGAAAUUGAACAUUGAACUAUUAAAACUGUUUUUACCUAAAAAUAGUGAAAUUUCAAUCUUUGUAAAUCAAGUGAAUGUAUCGUUUGCUAGAAAUGACGGAAAGAUUAAAUUACCGGGGCUAAAGAAUAUAUCCAUUGGCAAUGAUAGCUCUAAACCAGAAGCAUUGAUUCAUUCUUUACACGGACAAGAAUUGGAAAACACAUUUGUUGAUUCUGCAAAUCUAGCUGUGGAUAAGAGCAGCGAUGGUGUCAUUAUAUUACUACAUACGCAGUACGCUACAGCUGCAGGAAGUUUUCUAAUUGAAGUUGUUAAAUUGCAAAUUUCUGUUUUGAUCAAACAUAAUGGAAAAUGUAUAAAAUUGAAUAAAAUCGAAUUGCAUCAAACUUUUCCAAACAAAUUUCAUUACAAUUAUUAUCCUCACUGUGAUGUGGGUGAUUUGAAACUUGAUUCAUCAUUUGGCGUAGUACGUAAGAUUCGAUUGGAUCAACCUGGUCAUAUCAUCACCGUACAUCGCAAAAAGCCAGAGAUUAGUAUAUCACUAGAAAAGAAUGUGGAUUUUUACAUUCCAAGUGAAAGAUUAGCCUUACCUAUCUUGAUUUCGUUUAAUAAAAGAGACUUGGCCUUGUUCAACAACAACGGAGCUAGAGCUAUGUUGAUAGCCAAGGUGAAGAACAACGACGUUACAUUGACAUGGGACGAUUUGAAAGAUGACGAGCCGUUGAAUUUAUUGAGUCAGGAAAAGGAACUGGAUACACAUGUGUUGAAUGUGUAUACGCGAUUUUGGAAAGAUUCGCAAUUGACUAUAGACUUUGAGCUAUUGACUUUGGAGGAGAAAGAAGAUGAAAGCGCAAGGGAGGAUUCUGAGGUUCAUUCAAUUGCCAGUAUUGCAAUUCCUGUACUUUCAAGUCCGCUACGUUGCAAAUACUCUAUUGGACCCGUAUUCGUAGAAAAUGCGAAUGAGUAUGAAGAGUCACAAAGAUUGUCAAUCUUGAAUAGGACCUGGAGAAGUAUGUUGGAGAUCAAUGAUGAACUUCAGUUGCAGAGCAAGCAUGGUGAAAGUUUGGAUAUUGUUGAUAUCGAGUAUAAUAUUAUUUCAAGGAAUCCCGAGAUUUCGAUUGAUUUCUUGAACAAGGAAGAGGGAAGUAAUAACCAAUUGUUUUCAACAAGGAGUAAGAAUAAGUUUACAUUUAGGAAUGUGGCUACUAUUAGUUCGGUAAGUAUCAAAUGGAAACGGAAACAUAAAGAUGAGGCUAACUGGGGUCAUGAUGACGGUAACGCCACAGUGAAUGUAUAUCGUUCACCUGAAUGGGCCAUAACAUUGCCAUUAAGUCAACCGCGAGUUCUUCUUGUUGCCCAACUGAAUGCAGAUAUUUCUGACGAUGUACUUUAUUUGCAAUUAAAGUACAUCCUUGAGAAUCCGAGUCCCAAUGGGCUAACUUUUACUACGCAAUUAAUUGAUUUUGAAGAGGACUGGGUGAUUGUUGAAGACAAGGGAAAGAAAGGAACAGAGGAUAUGGAUAUGGAUAUGGAUACUCUCAAAGUUGCGAUUUCGCAAGCACCAUUUACUGUUUCUCCAGUAUCGCUGCGAACAAUGGUCUACCACUUACGAAAUAAGAACCCAUUACUGAGUCUCAAGACUAAGUUGGUGAAGCUACCCAAUUUCAAAGUAUUCGACAUCAAUUAUAAAGUUGGAUUGACUACUCUAACGACGCAAAGUAUAGUCAAGUUGAAUAAUCAAGACCACAAUUUAUAUCUAGUUGUAUAA
Molecule: messenger RNA, 3543 nt
Organism: Lodderomyces oxycetoniae
Lineage: Eukaryota; Fungi; Ascomycota; Pichiomycetes; Serinales; Debaryomycetaceae
Exons: 1
Coding region: 1-3543 (1180 amino acids)
Source: RefSeq, a predicted model, not a curated record